AUGAUUCCAUUCGAUAUUAUUGCAAAAUCGUUUAAAGUAUGCAAUGAUAAACCUGUGAUCGACGAUUAUAUAUUCCAAUGCCAUUAUAAACUAACCACCAAAAUUUUAUUAACGUUCUGUAUAUUGGUUACAUCAAUCAAUUUAAUAGGAAAUCCAAUCGAAUGCAUAACGAACUCAUCAAAAAAAACAGAAAUGCAAAAAAUUAUAAAUAGUUAUUGCUGGAUGUCGAGCUUAUACACAUAUAAUAAUUUGAAACCAGGAGUCGGUCUACCUAAUAUAAAAAAUAACGAACAAAGUAUUAGAUUCCAUUCAUACUAUAAAUGGGUACCAUUUAUGCUGUUCUUUCAAGCUAUGACAUUUUAUGUGCCUCAUUGGAUAUGGAAAAUAUGGGAAGGAGGAAAAAUACGUAUGAUCACAAAUGGCAUGCGUGGAUUUUGUGUGGGUCCUGCUAACACAAGACGUUUAAAACAAGAUAGAUUGGUGCAAUAUUUGAUCGAGAGCUUUCAUACUCACAGUACCUACGCAUUUGGUUAUAUUUUGUGUGAAAUAAUGAAUAUAUUCAACAUUGGUGUCAACAUUUACAUUACUCAUAAAUUUCUUGGUGAAUCGUUUUUAACUUACGGAAUUGAAGUGUUUAAAUACUAUCAACAUCCUAGCUACUUUAACCCAAUGGAAAUUAUCUUUCCCCGACUUACUAAAUGUAAUUUUUUCAAGUAUGGACCAUCUGGCACUAUUCAAAACAUAGAUGCUAUGUGCAUUCUCGCUCAAAAUAUUUUAAACGAAAAAAUAUACUUAUUAAUAUGGAUUUGGUUCUUAAUACUUGCUAUUAUAUCCAUAAUUGCAUUGGUCUAUAGAAUCGCUAUUAUUACGCAAAUACUUUUGAAGACAACAUUAUUGAUAAACAUGUCCAAAUUCACAAAUAAUAAACGAAUCAUUUCAAUGUUAGUUCGUAAAUUUCAAGUAGGAGAUUAUAUACUCCUUAAUUUGGUUGAGAAGAAUGUACAUUGUAUUCAAUUUAAAGAAAUAGUAGAAGAAAUAUGUACUAAAGUUUGA
This is a messenger RNA of Macrosiphum euphorbiae (potato aphid), 1053 nucleotides long. The record is from the annotation of a GenBank genome assembly. Lineage: Eukaryota; Metazoa; Arthropoda; Insecta; Hemiptera; Aphididae.